Anolis carolinensis (green anole) is the source of this 6087-nucleotide messenger RNA. RefSeq lists its product as uncharacterized. Gene Ontology annotation, cellular component: extracellular matrix. The transcript has 5 exons. The record is from RefSeq and is a predicted model, not a curated record. The coding region runs from base 2351 to 4651 and encodes 766 amino acids. Gene Ontology annotation, biological process: biomineral tissue development. Gene Ontology annotation, molecular function: extracellular matrix protein binding. Lineage: Eukaryota; Metazoa; Chordata; Lepidosauria; Squamata; Anolidae.
AAUCACUUAGAAAAACAAUUGUCUGUCAACAAAUCUAACAGCAUCUUUCGAAAGGGAAACUAUAGGCAAUUUUCUCACUACAAGAACUAUUUCAUUAAUCUCCUCUAAAGUGAGAUUAUAAAUAAUUCUCUCACUUUAAGAACUAUUUUAUUUUGUAUUCCAUUUUCCCACAUUCUGUAAUCUUUUUAGUGUUCAGCAAAUGUUUUGGUUUUCAUGUAAUUGCUAUUGUACAUCACAGAAAUCAAUUUAUGAAUUAUUAUAAUCAGCCCUCCACAUUCAGUACAAUCAACCCUCCACAUUCACUGGGGUUUGAGGCACAGGACCUCAGCACAAGUAGAAAACCUCUACAGAAAAUCCUGCUUGUUUGUUUUUUACUUGCGAUAACCCAUCUCUAGGAAUCUCCAGGUCCUCCAGUGUGACGUUGACCACAGAGUUUAUACUGAAGGACCUUAGACAUUCUUAUUAGAGAAUAAGAAAUCCCUAGGAAUCUCUAGGUUCUCCAACACAACAUUAUGGCAAAUAUUGACCACAUAGUCACACUACCUAGAUAUUCCUAGAGAGAUCAUACUAAUCAAAACCAAAAAAAAAAUCCCAAUUCCACAAAAUUAAACCUGCAAAUGUGGAAGGCCAACUAUAUAGUCUUUACUUUCUUUAUGUAACAAGCUCUCUGAUUUCUUUAGCUUAAGUCUACUUCAAGUUUUCAGACUAGUUUGACGCAUCUGAGAAAGAAGAGGACUGCUUAUGGAUAUUCAAGGAAAAUAGACUAAUUGGCCUCUCAAGUUUCCACACAGCAGUCACUUCUUGUACGCGCGAUAAAAGCAGCAAUUACAACAAAUUAGCAAAACUGCUUUCCAGGUAGUCAAAAGGAAGAACAUAAUAGCUCUCCUGACUCAUUCAAAGUAGUCCUCUUCCUUUUAACUCACUCUCCUUCCCUUUAACGCCCACAAUAAAAUAGUCUGGAAACUGCAAAACCACACACAAGUGGGAACAAUGCAUUACAAAACAUAUGUCCCUCCACAAAAAAUAAAAUAAAUAAAAUAAAAUAAAAACAUAACAUGUGGCAGCCACAAAAACUUUCAAACCAGGAAUGGAAAAUGUUUCAAAUUUUGUUACAUAGUGUAAUUUCUUAGCCAGCAAGGCCAAACUGACUGGGGGAUGCCUGGCUCAAUAGCAGUACUUGUGAAAGAGAUCUUGGAGUCCUUGUGGACAACAGGUUAAACAUGAGCCAGCAAUGCCAUGCAGUGGCUAAAAAGGCAAUGCGAUUUUGACCUGCAUAAAUAGGAGUACAGUAUAGUAUUGAGAUCCAGGGAAGUCAUGCUACCCCUCUAUUCUGCCUGGGUCAGACCACACCUGGAAUCACACAAUGUCCAUUUCUGGGCACCGCAAUUGACAAGCUGGAAUGUGUCCAGAGGAGGGUGACUAAAAUGAUCAAAGGUCUGGAGAAUAAGCCGUAUGAAGAGCGGCUUAAAGAGCUGGGCAUGCUUAGCCUGCAGAAGAGAAGGUUGAGAGGAGACAUGAUAGCCAUGUAUAAAAAUGUGAGGGGAAGUCAUAGGGAGGAGGGUACAAGUUUGUUUUCUGCUGCCCUGGAGACUAGGACUUGGAAAAAUGGCUUCAAAUUACAGGAAAGGAGAUUCCACCUGAACAUUAGGAAGACCUUCUUCACUGUGAGAGCUGUUCAGCAGUGGAACUCUCUGCCUCAGGGUGUGGUUGAGGCUGCUUCUUUGGAGGCUUUUAAGCAGAGGCUGGAUGGCCAUCUGUUGGGGGUGCUUUGAAUGCAAUUUCGUGCUUUUUGGCAGGGGGUUGGAUUGGAUGGCCCAUGAGGUCUCUUCCAACUCUAUAAUUCUAUAACUGAAAGGAUUCUGCCAUCAGUAGUCAAAACAAUCCCUCUUUCCUGAGGAGUAAUGUUAUUUUAAUCAUAUCAGGAGACAAGGUCAGUAAGACAAGUUGUUGGAGGUGUGUGAGCAACGCUGGACUGCCACAUUUAGCUGUACCCUCUUGUGCUGUUCUUUCAAACAUAUAAUUUUGCCCAAGUUAUUAACUGCACAACUGGAAGUCCCUAUUGUAAAAUUACUAUCAAACACUUUAAAGCUAUACCACAAGUAUUUAUAACUUGCAUGUUGUUUAUUUGUCUAGAUGGAACAUUAGAUAGUACACUUCCACCACAAUAACUUUUUUAGAGUAAAAUGGACCCCCACCCCUGCAGUUAUCUUGUGGGCAAGUGCUAAAAACAGCUGGAGUUGAUUGGUUCAUGUCAUUGUCAUAAACUUUAAACUUCAGCCAGGUGUGCAAAACCCUGUAAGGAGUUCUUGGAGAUACUUUGUCUUUGGGGAGACACAAGAAAUCCCUGAAGAUGAGAGCUGCACUCCUGUACUUGUCUCUCUGUUGGUUGGUCUGGGCUGAAUCAGAGCUUCAACCUCAUCAUAGGAAGGCUAAGCAUAAGUGUGCGGGAGAACACCAGAUUAUGGUCAAAGGACGGCAUGCCAAUCAUGGGUUCUACAUAUUUAACUAUGUAUAUUCGUCUUCAGUCCCAAACAAUCAAACACAGAUUGAGAAAGAAGAGAACAAAGAGAACGUUUCCAGUGCCCCUGAUGGUUUUGACCAAAAACCCAGGAAGCCUAUUGAUAAGUUCACUGAUCAUACACAAGAGACAAGACAGGGGCGGAAGGUAGAAAAAGGAAAAGAAGUUAAGCCUGAGAGUAGAAGAACUUCUGAAAGCCGUCAGAGUUUGAAUGAACAUCGUGAAAACCCUAGAAAUGUGGAUCUCCGCCAUUAUCACCUAAAGGUCGAUGUAGACAAAGGAAGAAAUGAAAUUGCCACGGAUGAUACCACCACUGACAUAGAUGGAAGUGGGGAUGCAGGCUUUCCAGGACAAGAGGGCCCCCGUCGUGGCCUCAUUGUUGACAAGAGGCCUCAUGAACAAGAAAAAGACCAACAGAUCACAAGGGGAACCAUCACUGAUAGAUCUGGGAAGAAAGAUAAAGAUGGCAAAUCUGGAAUAUCCAGUAGUACCAAGUCUUCCAAAUAUGACUACAUCAAAAUUGGGGUGAAAGAAAAUGAUUCUUCCCUUUCCAGUGUAAUCCAAGAAACCAACUCUGACCGUUUUAUUCCUAAGAAAAUGAAAGACUUACAAAGCAAAGAUUAUUCAAAGGUUCCUUUGAAAGGCAAUGCCAUUCCCACCAAUAAGGAAUCAGGUAGAAAAGAAUGGAGUGGUCACAUAGAUUUGCAAGGCAGAGAGGGUAGUGUAAGUGCUACAUUAAAUAGUCAUCUCAAUGGACAAAGCAACCAUUCUAGGGAUAUUCCAGGGAACGCAGGACACGGAAGCAAAAGCAAUUACACCAGCAUUUCAGGCUCUGGUAAAAUUAAAAUAGCUAAUAAAAAGGGCACUCACAAUGCUACAGAACAUGGGAAACAUGAUUAUGAAGCUACUAUGAUAAUUAGGAAACAGAAUGUGGAGAAGGAGCAAUCUGGAGUUUCUAAAUCACACAAAGACGUGGAAGUGAGAGGUGAUAUAUUUAGUAGCCAUGUGAAAAUAAAUGAUAAAGUCAAAUUAUACAAAAAAGAUGAAACAAGAGGUGAAAUUCUUAAGGGGGAGUCUAAGACCCAUAAAGAAGCAUCUGGCAUUUCCAAAACACCUAAAAAAGGUGACAGUAAUGUUGGUGUCACAAAGAAAUUUAUCAGCGACCUAGAGGAUCCUGUUUUCACUAAACCAGAUAAAACCAAUUACAGUGGGAUCAUCUUGGAUGGAUUUGGAAUUGCCCAGUCACACUCCAAAGAUGACAUGGCUUUGCGUGGAAGGAUUUCUGGCAACCAAAUAUCAGGUUCUGAUGUAAAACAAGAGGGCAGAAAAGCGGUUGGUAGAGUUGGUACCACUCACCAAAAGUCAAGUGCUGGUAAAGAAGCUAUUGGUUUGGCCAAACCUCAUCGAAAAGAAGUUGAUAGGAAGGGUCAUAAAAGCUCACUGCGUGAUCGAGAGACCCAUGAAAAAGGCAAAACUGGAUCUGAUGUUAAAGCGGUAAAAGUCCACGAGGACAUCAUAAAAGUGAAUACAAGUUACAAUAAAGUUCCUGAAGAUGAUGCAAAUUUGAGGCAGAGGAAUACUAUAUACUAUUCUUCUGACAGAAAGGCAGAACGCAGGAGUCCAAAGUCUAUCCGGGUCAAAAGUACCCCAUCUUUCCCUCAUAGAUCUCAUAACAACGUUCAACAUCCUUUGACUAGUCCAAAGGAUGACAGACCUAAAAUCCAGGAACAUUCUUCAACCUCUGUGAAAAGGAUUAAAACAGUUACAAAGCCAGACAAAAAGUCAGCUAAGACUGGUUCCAGAACAUAUGGAAGUAAGAUAGCUAAGCAAUACCAUGGGCAUUCAAGUACCUUGCGAAGAAAGAGCAGCCAACAUGACAGAAUGCACUCAUCACUUAAGAGAAGCCACAAAAGUGAUAGCAGUCAGUCCUCUGAGAGUUGGGAAAACAGUUGGCAGGACAGUCGCCGGUCAUACGAAGACUACCAGAAUGACAAAGUUGACAGUUACCAGUCAGCAGAGAGCCUUGAAGAAGACCUUUCUCUUGAGAGCAAUGAAAGUGAUGACCGGAGCCAAAUGGAAGAUCGGAAGUCUAAUUCUCAAGAGGAUUCUCAUGAACACAAAAGCAGUGCUUAAAUGCAUAGGUACAGGUUGGAAAAUAGUAUCUUCUUACACUUAGGACAUACACCCAGAAAUAAUUAAGGAGUAACAUGGUUGGUGUGAUGUCAGACUUACAGUGCAUUCUUAUGUAUGUCUACAUAAAUGAGUUUUUGAGUUCAGUGAGGCUAACAGGUUAUUAUUUCUGGAAUCAUAGCAUUAAAGCUGAGCUGUAGGUGAUCACAGAUAUUUGCAGCUUUGCAUCCUUUAUGUAAGGACAAGGAAGAACUGUAAGAUGUUCCAAAUGAUGCCUUCUUCAUUGUAUUUCUAGCCAUAGGAGCAAAUAGAUCUCCCCUAUUCUCUGAUGGCCACUAAAUGGCCAUGGAAAAGAGGCCUCCACAGGAGACAAGUACAGUCAGUUGGUCUGGAUUCAAUCAUCCAGAGCUUGAAAAUAUUCAAAAAGCAAACUUUGGUUCCCUGUUUUUAUAAGGGACACAGUUUUUAUGCCAUUGUAUAUAAUGGUACUUGAUAAUCCAUGGACUUUGGAAUACAGGCAUCCUAGAAUCAAACUCAAGGAUAUCAAGGCCUCGAAGUCUAUGUUACUCAAGGGAUGUAGUAAGAUUUCUCUACAACAAGAAAAAACAACAUGGUUUAUGCCUAUCUGUGUCAUUAGCAGGAAAAUAGCCAUAAUUCCCUCUGGCUGUUCCUGCUUUUUAGCUUCUGUGUUCUUCCUCAUUGAUAAUUUUUGCCAUCUUGACCACAGUAUGAUGUUGUUUGGCCUCAUGUGCCCCAGAUUUUAUUUGUAAAAUGUUGAGAGGUAUGAUGACUUGCCAAGUUCCCACUGAAUGUGUGAGCUAUACUUAAGGCUAAUAAAAUAUAUAGUACUGCCUUCCUACCUACAAACCAAAAUAAGUAAACUGAGAUGGUUAUACUUUGGAUACAACAUGAGAAGGCUUAACUUACUAUAAAAGACAAUAAUGUUUGCAAGACCUGAGCUGGAUGACAGGAUGAUUUGGAAGUCUCUUAAUUAUAGGCUUGGCAUAAGUCAAAGUCAAUGUGGUGCGAGUAAACAACAACAAAAUUCCAUCCUAUCGUUGCCUGGGAUGUACAGAUACCAAGAAUAAUUCUGAAAAAAUAUUAAAGAACCCAAGGAUAUUAUGGUCUCUUAUCCAAUUGGCAACCUCAACUAGAAUAGACCCAUUAAAAUUAUGGUAUCUAGAGUAACUGCUGACUGAGUGAAUAACAAUUCAGUUUAAGGUACUUUUCUUUCACGGUAACUUCCAAAGACUAAUGCUGAGGUUGCAAUGCUAAGUUGUUUAGCUAAAGGGCUGAAAAGAAGUUUUAUUGUUUAAGUUUUCUUUGGGUACUCACAUUUUGAAACAAUACGGACAAUAUAUCUAUAAAAUAUAGUAUGUACUGUAGUAACUGAUGCUGUAUUGAUGUUGUAUACAAAUAAAGUUCAGCUUUAUAAUCCA